AUGUUAGAAUACAGAGACUAUUAUCUUGUAUUUAAACUCUUAGAUGAGAAAAUGCAAUCUGGAGAAAAAAUGAGAGAGAGUGCUUGGGGAAGAAGAAGAGCUAGCAGAAUACUAGCUCAGCUCCCACACAAAUUAGACACAUGGCAAGCACAGCUACAUCCUAUUUGCACAGUUGGACUGUUAUCCAACGGCUAUAUUUUUCAAACUGAAAUAAUAAACUAUCUCAGCAGCACUUAUAAACCAACACUUCAGAGGAAGGGCAUGUACCCACCACCCCCAGGUUCCAGCCCAUACCUGGGUCUCGAAUGUUCUGGAACCAUUGAGGCCGUUGGGAAGCAAGUCUCCCGCUGGCAAGUCGGUGACAAGGUGUGUGCUCUUCUUAGCGGAGGAGGGUAUGCUGAGAAGGUGGCUGUUCCAGCUGGACAAGUCCUUCUUGCUCCACCUGGUGUUUCUUUGCAGGAUGCUGCUAGUUUCCCCGAGGUUUCAUGCACUGUUUGGUCGACUGUGUUUAUGAUGAGUAGGCUAUCUGCUGGCGAAACAUUUUUGGUUCAUGGGGGCUCCAGUGGAAUCGGUACAUUUGCAAUUCAGAUGGCUAAAUACUGGGGAGCAAAGGUGUUUGUCACAGCAGGAAGUAAGGAAAAGUUAGCUUUUUGCAAGAAUCUUGGAGCUGAUGUAUGCAUCAAUUACAAGACAGAGGAUUUUGUUGCGCGGGUAAAGGAAGAAACGGGUGGCAAAGGUGUUAAUGUUAUCUUGGAUAUCAUAGGGGCAGAGUACUUUCGGCGGCACCUUGACAGCUUAAGUUUUGAUGGGAGGCUUUUUGUUGUUGGGACGAUGGGUGGUGCUGUUACAGAAAUAGAUCUUCGCGUUGUGCUUUCGAAGCGCCUUACCAUCCAAGCUGCCGGCUUGCGAAACAGAAGUCCAGAAAACAAAGCAGCGAUUGUUAGGGAGGUGGAAAACAAUGUGUGGCCUGCAAUUGUGGCUGGCAAGGUGAAACCCGUGGUCUACAAGUAUUUUCCAUUAUCUGAAGCAGCAGAGGCUCACCUGCUCAUGGAAAGUAGCAAGCACAUCGGAAAGAUUCUACUUCUUCCUUGAUGAUAUGAAUGUUACUUAUUUGAACUCAAGUGAACAACAUGGUUCAGAGUUAAUAUGCAUAUGUCAUGUUGUACUCUAUAAUUCGGUUUGUAAGUUUGUGAAUUGACUUCGUGUCCUUGCUUUCAUCUUACUCAAAAGAUUCACAGAAGACCAACCUGUCUUCUUUUAAAAUCAAUGCCAGUUACUGGAUUGUCUGAUUUGGCCCAUAGUUGGUCAU
Messenger RNA from Prunus dulcis (almond), 1309 nucleotides. RefSeq names its product quinone oxidoreductase PIG3-like. The coding region runs from base 1 to 1092 and encodes 363 amino acids. Gene Ontology annotation, molecular function: oxidoreductase activity. The record is from RefSeq and is a predicted model, not a curated record. The transcript is spliced from 2 exons. Lineage: Eukaryota; Viridiplantae; Streptophyta; Magnoliopsida; Rosales; Rosaceae.